AGCUUGAACUCUUCCUGGAAACGCUUGCUUUCUUCACCGCUUCUCUUGCGCAAUCUAGUGGGCCCUCCCUCCCCUCUCCGGCUUCUUAUACCGACGAGAGCGGCGAACCGCAGCCCCGAGCCUGAACGCCACACAGCGUCCCCUCUCGGCCCGGCACUCAGCGCGCCCCGCAGCAGCCACGCUGGACCACAGCUGCCUGGGAAACACCUCUCCCGCAGUUAUGGAGAAAACUACAGAUGUACUUCUUCUCACUAUGAAUUCUUCAGAUAAGCAAGAGACUGUAUGUAUUUUUGGAACUGGAGAUUUUGGACAAUCACUAGGACUUGAAAUGCUCCAAUGUGGUUAUUCUAUUGUUUUUGGAAGUCGAAACCCCCGGAUGUCCAGACUGCUGCCCAACGGUGCAGAGGUCCUGAGCUACUCAGCAGCGGCCCAGAAAUCUGACAUUAUAAUCAUAGCAAUCCACAGGGAACAUUACAAUUUUCUCACAGAAUUAACUGAGGUUCUCAACGGGAAAAUACUGGUCGAUGUCAGCAACAACCUCAAAAUCAAGCAGUAUCCGGAAUCAAAUGCAGAGUACCUUGCUCAGUUGGUGCCGGGAGCCCACGUGGUAAAAGCAUUUAACACCGUCUCAGCCUGGGCUCUCCAGUCAAGGGCACUGGAUGCAAGUCGGCAGGUGUUUGUCUGCGGAAAUGACAGCAAAGCCAAGCAAAGAGUGAUGGAUAUUGUUCGUAGUCUUGGACUUACUCCAUUGGAUAAAGGAUCUCUCAUGGCAGCCAAUGAAAUUGAAAACUACCCACUGCAACUAUUUCCAAUGUGGAAGUUCCCCUUCUAUUUGUCUGCUGUUCUGUGUGUAUUCUUCUUUUUCUACUGUGUAAUAAGAGAAGUAAUCUACCCUUAUGUUUAUGAAAAAAAAGAUAGGACAUUCCGCCUGGCUAUUUCUAUUCCAAAUCGUGUCUUUCCAAUAGCAGCACUUACACUGCUGGCCUUGGUUUACCUCCCUGGUGUUAUUGCUGCCAUCCUGCAGCUGUACCGAGGUACAAAAUACCGCCGAUUCCCAGACUGGCUUGACCACUGGAUGCUUUGCAGAAAGCAGCUUGGCUUGAUAGCACUGGGAUUUGCCUUCCUUCAUGUCCUCUACACACUUGUGAUCCCUAUUCGUUAUUAUGUACGAUGGACAUCGACCAACAGAACCAUUGCCCAGGCAAUAGCCAAGAAAGAAAGUCCAUUUAGUACCUCUACUGCCUGGCUCAGAGAUUCAUAUGUCGCUCUGGGAAUGCUUGGAUUUUUCCUGUUUGUACUCCUGGGAAUCACUUCCUUGCCAUCAGUUAGCAACAUGGUCAACUGGAGAGAGUUCCGAUUUGUCCAGUCCAAACUGGGUUAUUUGACCCUGAUCUUGUGCACAGCCCACACCUUGGUGUACGGCGGAAAGAGAUUCCUCAGUCCUUCAAGCCUCGUCUGGUAUCUUCCUUCAGCCUACGUGAUAGCACUGAUCAUCCCUUGCACGGUGCUGGUGAUCAAGUUCAUCCUUAUCCUGCCAUGUAUAGACAAGACCCUUACACGGAUCCGCAAGGGCUGGGAAAGGAACCCGAAAUUCUCAGAAUCAGCAUUGAAUGGAAAAACAGAUAUUUAAAGCAAAGUUCAAUUCACCUGGACUUCUUAACUAUGGUGUUGUAUGUUUAGAGAAUAAUAAUGGGUGCGGUGAAGAAAGCGUUUUUCUCCCACCACAGACUGAAGCUUGUGAACAGAAAAAGAAAUCAUGCCUGACUUUGAAAAACGGACACCGUUUGAUCUCAGGCUGGUGUUGAAUCGGUGUUGGCCCCUGCCUCUCCUUUUGCUGGAGUUGGGGGUGCUGAGGUCACGAUUAGCUUUGUGGUUUCACACUAGGAAGCUUCUUUGUUGUGGGCAGCAUGCAUGACCUAAUGUCUUGCAAAAUCUAGGGGAAGUCCAUGCACUUUCCUUCUCUGGUUCAAGGGCAGAGAGCAGUGAAAGAGAAAACAGUAAGAUGGUGGCUACUGAUAAAGGCUUUAUUAGAUAUGUCUGAAGAAGAGGGCCGAGGAAGUAAAAGGAAUGAGAUUUUUAGUUUGGUUUUUGGCAGUGCAGAUUAUCAUAAAUAUUGCCAUGGUGAAUUCUGUAGUUGUGUGUGCUCCUUGAUUUUGUUACCAAUAUGGAUGUGUAGUGUGGGGAAUUAUUUUAUAAAACAAUAAAAAUAUCACGAUUGGAAGUAAUCAUGGUUUGGAUAUAUAAAAAUCUAUAUCAUAAGAUAUAUAUCCUUCCUCUACAAAGGAAUAGGUAUAGGAAAGAUUGAGUUAAAAAUGAGGGAUACCCACUUGGAUUUUCUCAGUGUACAAGAAGCAAAGAAGAGCUGAUAAAAGCCCUUGUGCAAAAAGUUCAAAUAAACCAAAAUUUAAAUAAAUUUUGUAAAGUUGCACUAUAUCAGGUUUGGUAUUGUUUAGGUUUUGUGGUAUGCUUUGUAAAUAAUAUAUUCCAAAUUUUGUUCAACAUUAAUCAUCUAUGAAAUGCAUUUCUAGUAUAAAAAAGUAGCUUCUGUAGUUUGUCAUAGUUUGUUGUCAAUUUAAGCAGUGAAAUUAAAUGAAUAAUGAAAGUGUAAGUUGGACGGAUACUUAGAUGAGAGAGAAUUAUGGUGUCUUCGGGGAGAGAGGUGUGAGCAGUAGUUGUAGCAGGAGACUUGGUUCUUUCUCAAAUCCUUGCUGGAAGGCAGGAUGGCUCUCUCUGCUUUUGUGUGCUGAUGAGGCCAUUUCCAAGACGGCCUUCAGCAGGAUUAUCCUUCCUGGCUCACACAUAGAGCUGAGAGGAGCCUCAUGUGUGACCUUCCCACACACCGAAACAACCAAAAGGCUUCGGGUUUGACAUUUUUCUGCCUGCUCCACAAAGGCCAUUUCUUUUACUUUUUACUUUUAUUAUCAUAUAUUCGAUAUGACCUUAUAUAAAAUGAUUAAAAUAUAUUAAAACAUCACCCACAAUCCAGGAUAUUUUUCUAUAAAACUUUUUGAAAAUAGUUCUGCCUAUACUAUAUAUUCAAUUUUGUACCCUUCCUUUUUCACUUAAUAUAUCGUGGCUUUGUCUGCUUACUUACAUGGUGUAUGUAUUGAAUCAGUGGCUGCAUAAUAUUACAUCAAAUACGCAUUUAUUUAACCACUGCCCUAAUUCAACAUUUAGGUUAUAUCCAUUUUUUACGAAAACAUUUCAUAGGCUAUCUUGGCACGUACAAUUUUUCCAUAUUUUAAAUUACUUCCUCAGAAUACUUGCAAAGAAUUGGGAUUAAAAAGUAAAGAACUUUUAAUAGCAUUGGAUACAUAUUGCCAAAUUAUUUCUAAAGUCAAUACCAUUGGCACUGAAUGAGGGUGUUGGUUUCAUUAUACCCUACCAGAUUUUGUUUUUUAUUUCAAUUUGUGUUAAUGAGAAGAUACA
Molecule: messenger RNA, 3429 nt
Organism: Physeter macrocephalus (sperm whale)
Lineage: Eukaryota; Metazoa; Chordata; Mammalia; Artiodactyla; Physeteridae
Gene: STEAP4
Product: STEAP4 metalloreductase
Exons: 5
Coding region: 221-1630 (469 amino acids)
Biological process (GO): copper ion import
Cellular component (GO): endosome; plasma membrane
Molecular function (GO): ferric-chelate reductase (NADPH) activity; cupric reductase (NADH) activity
Source: RefSeq, a predicted model, not a curated record